This is a messenger RNA of Camelina sativa (false flax), 1017 nucleotides long. The record is from RefSeq and is a predicted model, not a curated record. NCBI's taxonomy places the organism in Eukaryota, Viridiplantae, Streptophyta, Magnoliopsida, Brassicales, Brassicaceae.
AUGCAAACAAAGUGGCAAUGUUCUAACNCUAGUUGUCUUCCUCCCAAGUCACCUGCUGUAAAAAAAAUAUCAGAGGAUGAGCUGAAGAAUUUUUUGAAAAAGAAAGCAAAGUCAGUAAUCAGCACAAACGUGCAAGAAUUAUGCACCACUGUUGUUGACACUGAUACUGAAACUGAUGCAAAGGAAAGGGGAGAAACUGAGGAUCUCAAUGGUUUUAAAGUAGGUUCUUCAGUAAACAAAAAUGCCAUUGAAUCAUGCUGCAUGGACUAUACUUCUGCUACCGAGAAGGAUUUGAAAUCCCUGAGAGCCUUGACAGUUGAUGUCCCUGAUCCAGAUUUCUGUAACUUUGAGAAGGAUCGAACUGAAAAGUCAUUUAGGGAUGAUCAGAUAUGGGCUUCUUACGAUUCUCUUGAAGGGAUGCCUCGAUCAUAUGUCAUGAUACAUAAGGUUAUCUCCGUAGAUCCAUUCAAGGUCCGUGUGAGUUGGCUUACUUCAGUAACAAAUGGUGAGCUUAGCUCAACGAAUUGGCUUGGUUUUGGUAUACCAAAAAGUUGUGGAGAGUUUAGAGUUGGGAAAACCCAAAUCUGCAGGUCACCUUACAUUUUCUCACACAAAGUAAACCUGGUCAAAGGGAAAAAUGGAGAAUUCCUUAUAUAUCCUCGAAAAGGCGAAGUAUGGGCUCUGUAUCGGGAAUGGUCCCCUGACUGGAACUAUCUUACAGGAUUUGAAACAGUUGAGUACGAUAUAGUUGAAGUAGUUGAAGGAUAUACAGAGGGAUACGGUGUGUCAGUGGUUCCUCUGGUUAAAGUUGCUGGUUUCAAAGCCGUGUUUCACCACCAUGUGGAUCCCAAAGAUACCAGAAGGAUCAGUAGGGAUGAAAUUUCAAGAUUCUCUCACAAGAUACCUUCGUAUUUGCUCACAAGUCAAGAAGCACCCGGUGCUCUCAGAGGUUGCAGACAGCUUGACCCGGCAGCAACACCGUCACAGCAUCUUCAAGUUAUCGAUGAUCAUCCGUAA